Molecule: messenger RNA, 2250 nt
Organism: Mya arenaria
Lineage: Eukaryota; Metazoa; Mollusca; Bivalvia; Myida; Myidae
Product: chitinase-like protein C25A8.4
Exons: 17
Coding region: 9-2219 (736 amino acids)
Biological process (GO): chitin catabolic process; carbohydrate metabolic process
Cellular component (GO): extracellular region
Molecular function (GO): chitin binding; chitinase activity
Source: RefSeq, a predicted model, not a curated record
CAGCAAAGAUGACCACUAGAUUCACGCUUUUGAUUUUGCUGUCCGCAUUUGUAUGCACAUCGUGCGCUGAGUAUCUGAGAUUCUGCUACUAUGGAACUUGGGCGACUGAGCGGAGGACACAUGCACUUCAUCCUGAAGAUAUUGAUGCCACCCUCUGCACCCACUUGUCCAUGGCUUUCUUCAAUCUCGACAACACGACCACGCACAUAGUCGCAGAGGACCACCACCAAAUGAACAUGGUAUCAUCUGUGAACGCCCUGAAGACCAAGAACCCAGCACUGAAGACAAUAGUGUCAAUCGGAGGGUGGAACGCGGGAACGAGCUCGUUUAGAAAGCUUGUAUCGUCAAACGAAACGAUGACCACUUUCGCUCACAACGCUGUCAGGUUUUUGCGGUCCCAUAAUUUUGACGGUCUUGAUCUGGACUGGGAAUACCCCGCGGCCAGAGGCGGCAAGCCCGAGGAGAAGGGCCUUUUCGUCGAUCUUCUUCAGGUGCUGCGCCAAGCGUUCGACCAGGACCCACAAGUAGCGCACGGGAAGGACAAGCUGAUUUUGACGAUCGCCGUCGGGGUCCACGAAGAUCGAGUCGCUGAGUCGUAUGAUGUCAGCGGAAUUGUCGAGAACGUGGAUUUGGUGAACUUAAUGAUGUACGACUUCCACGGCCAAUGGGAAGACACCGCCAACGUACACAGCGCCCUCUACAGCCAGUAUGAGUUCAAUGUGGACCGUUUUGUGCGCCACUGGGUGUCUAAUGGGGCUCCUAGAGACAAGCUCCUGGUGGGCCUUCCUUUGUAUGGCCAAAAGUUUACUCUAGCUGACGCCAACGAUAAUAAAAUAGGCUCACCAGUUACCGACGGUGGCGCUAUGCCGUUUUAUCAGAUUUGCACUUUGAUAAAUGCUCACAACAUUACCCCCAUUAUUCUACCGGACGAGCGGGUCCCAUACUUCACAUUCGGACACCUUUGGGUGGGAUAUGAUGAUAGGGGAAGCAUUCGAGAAAAGGCUGAGUAUAUAAAGGCAGAAGGUCUGGCAGGUGCGAUGGUUUGGGCCAUUGACCUUGAUGACGCCAGCAAUUCAUGUGGCAUGGGGAAAUUCCCUCUCAUGAACGCCCUCAAGAACACCAUAGCUGGCCUUCCGGUUUUUGAAUAUCUGAGGUUCUGUUAUUACGGAACCUGGGCAGCUGCCCGGAAGUCACACGCCCUUGGACCGGAUGGCAUUGACGCUAACCUCUGCACCCACAUAUCAAUGGCGUUCUUUACCCUGGAUGAAACGUCAACGCACAUCGUCCCCGAAGAUCCGAACGAAAUGAGCAUGAUACCAGCUGUGAAUGGCCUUAAGACGAAGAACCCGUCCCUGAAGACGAUAAUAUCUGUAGGCGGUUGGGAACAAGGGUCGGAAGCCUUCAGUAUCCUUGUGUCUUCAAACAAGACAAUGACAACUUUCGUCCAGAACGCUGUCAGGUUUUUGCGGGCCCACAACAUUGACGGUAUUGACCUUGACUGGGAAUACCCCGGGGCCCGAGGCGGCAGGCCCGAGGAGAAGGGUCUUUUCGUUGAUCUUCUUCGUGCGCUGCGCAAUGAAAUAGACCAGGAUCCGCAAAUUGCAAACGGGAAGGACAAACUGAUUUUGACAAUCGCCGCCGGAGUCCACGAAGAUCGGAUAGCUGAGUCGUAUGACGUGAGCGGCAUCGUUCAAUACGUGGACUUAAUCAACCUAAUGAUGUACGACUUCCAUGGGGAGUGGGAGGACACCGCUAACGUACACAGCGCCCUCUAUAGUCAGUAUGAGUAUAAUGUGGACCGCUUCUUGCGCCACUGGGUGGCUAACGGGGCUCCGAGAAGCAAACUUCUGAUGGGUCUUCCCUUAUAUGGCCGCGAGUUUACUUUAGCGGACAUCAACGACAACAAAAUUGGCGCGAAUGUUACCGACGGUGACUUUAUGCCGUAUUAUGAGAUCUGCGCUUUAAUCAAUGCACACAACAUCACCCCCGUCAUUCUAAGUGAAGAGCGUGUCCCGUACUUCAUAGAUGGAAACCUUUGGGUGGGAUAUGAUGAUAGGGGAAGCAUUCGAGAAAAGGCUCAAUAUAUCCGGGCGGAAGGUCUGGCAGGUGCGAUGAUUUGGGCCAUUGACCUUGACGACUUCAGCGGUACAUGUGGCAUGGGCAAAUACCCUCUCAUGAAUGCCCUCACACGCAUAAUAGCUUCACCAAUCAUUGGUUGAUUGGUAUUUUGAAUAAAACAAUUGAAACGAA